UGUGCCACCCGCUGUCUGUGUCGGCAACGUCGUUUUCGUUUUCGUUUAUUCAGUGAUCAAUCUUUACAUUUUGCAGUUUUGCUUUUGCAGUGGAGGAUAAAUCUCCGAAUCUCAAAAUUUCACGUUUUAUUCAACGGAUUCUAUUAACCGUAACUAAAAUGUCGUCUGCUGUGGGAACCGAAUUGAAAUUCACACGCCUCAGUGAAAACGCAUUUCCGCCGAUGAAAGGUUCGGAAAAAGCCGCAGGAUUCGAUCUGAAAAGUGCAUAUGACUACGUGGUGCCAGCUCGCGGCAAGGAACUUGUGAAGACAGAUCUGCAGAUUGAAUUGCCGACUGGUUGCUACGGCAGAGUGGCUCCGCGAUCAGGCCUGGCUCUUAAAAACUUCAUUGACGUCGGAGCUGGCGUUAUUGAUGAAGAUUACAGAGGAAAUGUUGGCGUUGUUAUCUUCAACCAUUCUGAUUCAGACUUUGAAAUCAAGAAAGGCGAUAGAAUUGCCCAAUUGAUCUGUGAAAGAAUCUACUACCCUGUACUGAAAGAGGUUACAAAUCUCUCAGAAACCAAAAGGGCAGAGGGAGGCUUUGGCUCAACAGGCAAAUAAUGCAUUUGAUUUUUGAAAACAUUAAGUUUAUUAAUAACAGUUAUACAUAGAAUUAAAAUGUGAUAAAAUAAGGAAUGUCAACUAACAGACUAUCUGUUCCAUUAAGAGUUAAGUUUGUACUUUAAGCUAGUUAUUGCUUUAAAAAUU
Messenger RNA from Helicoverpa armigera (cotton bollworm), 746 nucleotides. RefSeq names its product deoxyuridine 5'-triphosphate nucleotidohydrolase (gene dUTPase). Bases 159 to 599 code for a protein of 146 amino acids. Gene Ontology annotation, molecular function: dUTP diphosphatase activity; magnesium ion binding. NCBI's taxonomy places the organism in Eukaryota, Metazoa, Arthropoda, Insecta, Lepidoptera, Noctuidae. Gene Ontology annotation, biological process: dUTP catabolic process; dUMP biosynthetic process. The transcript has 3 exons. The record is from RefSeq and is a predicted model, not a curated record.